Messenger RNA from Tauraco erythrolophus (red-crested turaco), 576 nucleotides. Lineage: Eukaryota; Metazoa; Chordata; Aves; Musophagiformes; Musophagidae. The record is from RefSeq and is a predicted model, not a curated record.
AUGACGACCCCACCCCUGGUGUCCACCCCUCCCAGUGACGCAGUGUCCCCGUGUCCCCUGCCCAGCGCCACGGAUGACUUCAACCACGGGGUGGUGCUGAGCGCCCGGGCGCUGCGGGACAACGAGCUCUUCCAGGUCCGCAUCGACAAGAUGGUGGACAAGUGGGCGGGGUCCAUUGAGAUCGGCGUGACCACCCACAACCCCGCCUACCUCCAGCUGCCCUCCACUAUGACCAACCUGCGCUCAGGCACCUGGAUGAUGACGGGCAACGGGGUGAUGCACAACGGAACCACCGUCCUGGAUGAGUACGGCCACAACCUCGACCGCCUCAAGGCGGGGGACACGGUGGGGGGGGUGCGACGGGACGACGGGACCCUCCACUUCUUCGUCAACGGGGCGGCGCAGGGCCCCGCCGCCUGGAACGUGCCACCCAACGUCUACGCCGUGGUGGACCUCUAUGGUCAGGCUGCCCAGGCCACCAUUGUGGAGGAUGGCGGUGAGCUCCUGGGGGACACUGGGGAUACUGGGGGAGGUCGGAGGCGAGGUUUGGGGGGGCUUGGAGGUGUCAUGGUCUGA